Notothenia coriiceps (black rockcod) is the source of this 886-nucleotide messenger RNA. RefSeq names its product kinesin-like protein KIF3A. The record is from RefSeq and is a predicted model, not a curated record. The transcript is spliced from 7 exons. Bases 1 to 867 code for a protein of 288 amino acids. NCBI's taxonomy places the organism in Eukaryota, Metazoa, Chordata, Actinopteri, Perciformes, Nototheniidae. Gene Ontology annotation, molecular function: microtubule motor activity; microtubule binding; ATP binding. Gene Ontology annotation, biological process: microtubule-based movement.
AUGAUGCAGAACAAGACUUUGAUGUACUGUAGAUCAGUGGUUCUCAACUGGUUUUUGGUUCGUGUUUCGUACCUGGAGAUCUACAAUGAGGAAGUGCGAGACUUGUUGGGAAAGGAUCAGUUGCAGAGGCUCGAGGUGAAAGAGAGACCAGAUGUCGGCGUGUACAUAAAAGACCUCUCUGGUUACGUUGUGAACAAUGCCGACGACAUGGACAGGAUUAUGACUAUGGGCCACAAAAAUCGGUCUGUCGGUUCCACCAACAUGAAUGAACACAGCUCCCGCUCCCAUGCUAUCUUCACCAUCACCAUCGAGUGCAGUGAGAAGGGAGUAGAUGGAAACCAACAUGUGCGCAUGGGGAAACUUCAUCUGGUUGAUCUUGCAGGCUCAGAGAGACAGGGCAAGACUGGAGCCACAGGUCAGCGUUUAAAGGAAGCGACAAAGAUCAAUCUCUCUCUCUCCACGCUGGGUAACGUCAUCUCUGCCCUGGUGGACGGCAAAAGCACACACGUGCCCUACAGAAACUCCAAACUAACCCGUCUGCUGCAGGAUUCCCUGGGAGGAAACUCCAAGACCAUGAUGUGUGCGAAUAUAGGCCCUGCGGACUAUAACUACGAUGAGACCAUCAGUACCCUGCGUUACGCUAACAGGGCUAAAAACAUCAAGAACAAAGCCAGGAUCAAUGAGGAUCCAAAGGAUGCCCUGUUGCGCCAGUUUCAGAAGGAGAUUGAGGAGCUAAAGAAGAAACUAGUGGAAGGUGAAGAGAUCUCUGGCUCAGAAGGCAGUGGAUCAGAAGAGAUGGAUGAAGGUGAUGACGAAGGAAGGGGGGAAGGAGAAUGCCGCAGGAGAAGAAGAGGUAAGAAGUUGUAAUUAAUGCUCUCUGUGUGCA